Messenger RNA from Helianthus annuus (common sunflower), 934 nucleotides. RefSeq names its product salutaridine reductase. The coding region runs from base 364 to 906 and encodes 180 amino acids. The transcript is spliced from 4 exons. The record is from RefSeq and is a predicted model, not a curated record. Gene Ontology annotation, cellular component: membrane. Lineage: Eukaryota; Viridiplantae; Streptophyta; Magnoliopsida; Asterales; Asteraceae.
GGGUUUAGGAUAGCUGUUGUUACAGGAGGAAACAAAGGUAUUGGCUUUGAGAUAUGCAAACAAUUACUAGCUUCUUCUAGUCAUGAUGUUCUUGUUGUAGUAACAGCAAGAGAUGAACAAAAGGGUCUCCAGGCUCUUCACAAGCUCAAAACCUUAGGUUUGUCUGAAAACACCUUUGUCUUCCGACAGCUCGAUGUCACAGAUCCUUCUAGCAUCACAUUGUUCGCAGAUUUCAUCGGUACCCAGUUUGGAAAACUUGAUAUAUUGGUGAACAACGCGGGCAUCACUGGAAUCUUUGUUGAUGAAGGGUCAGUAGCAAACUUAAAACCGCACCCUGGUGAGGAUACAGGAGUGAAGACUUAUAUGGCGAAGCAGGUAAUGUUACAAACAUACGAAACAGCCAAAGACUGCAUCCAAACAAAUUAUUACGGAACCAAACAUGUCACCGAAGCUCUUUUACCAUUUCUAUGCUUGUCGUCGUCUUCUCCAAGAAUCGUUAAUAUCUCGUCUGGAGUAGGGAAACUUGAGAAAGUUGAAGACAAGAAAGCCAGUCAAAUGCUUAGUGACGUUGAUAAACUCACGGAAGAGGUCGUGGAGGAGGUUGUGACCAGAUUUCUGUGCGACGCGAAAGAUGGUUUGUUGGAGGAGAACGGGUGGAAUGCGCCACUUUCGGCUUACAUUGUUUCCAAAGCUGUUAUUAAUGCAUACACUCGGGUUCUUGCAAUCAAGUAUCCGUCAUUUCGUAUAAAUGCAUUUAAUCCUGGUUUUACCAAGACAGACAUGACGCAUCAUAAAGGGACGUACACAGUUGAGGAAGGAGCUAGAGGUGCUGUGUGGCUUGCUUUGAUGCCCGAUGACGGUCCUUCUGGUCGUUUCUUCUUUCAAAUGGAAGAAACGACAUUUUAAAAUCGCACAUGGACUCAUAUUUCUUCUG